This is a messenger RNA of Bombina bombina (fire-bellied toad), 3043 nucleotides long. It is a transcript of the gene BIN3, whose product is annotated as bridging integrator 3. Gene Ontology annotation, biological process: plasma membrane tubulation; endocytosis; actin cortical patch localization. Gene Ontology annotation, molecular function: lipid binding; protein binding. The record is from RefSeq and is a predicted model, not a curated record. The coding region runs from base 99 to 857 and encodes 252 amino acids. Gene Ontology annotation, cellular component: actin cortical patch; cytoplasm. NCBI's taxonomy places the organism in Eukaryota, Metazoa, Chordata, Amphibia, Anura, Bombinatoridae. The transcript is spliced from 9 exons.
UUGUAGUUCCAAAUAAGCUACUGGAACCCGGAAGUAAGUGUACAGGGAGAAAUCCACUACGGAACGAACGUAGACUUGCGAACUAUAAAAUCGAAAAAAUGAGCUGGAACCCUUUCAAACCUGGACCAAAAAAGCAAAUUAUUCCAAAAACUGUGGAGAGAGACUUUGAACGGGAAUAUGGCAAACUACAACAGUUGGAAGAUCAGACCAAAAAACUCCAAAAAGAUAUGAAGAAAAGUAUAGAAGCAGAUUUGGCAAUGUCAAAGUCAGCAGUGAGGAUAUCUUCAGAUCUUAUGGGAAAUCCACUAUGUGAACCUGACCCAAAUUUUUUAGAGAUGGUGACUGCUCUGGAUACAGCCAUGAAACGUAUGGAUGCAUUCAACCAAGAGAAAGUUAACCAAAUCCAGAAAACUGUCAUGGAUCCUCUUAAGCGGUUUGGUAGUGUCUUCCCUUCCUUGAACAUGGCUGUGAAGAGAAGGGAACAAGCACUGCAGGAAUAUAAGAGACUUCAGACAAAAGUGGAAAAAUAUGAGGAGAAAGAGAGGACAGGAGCGGUUAUUGCCAAACUGCACCAGGCCCGAGAGGAGCUUCGUCCAGUCAGGGAAGACUUUGAAGCCAAGAACCAGCAGCUCUUGGAUGAAAUGCCGAAAUUUUACAACAGUCGCAUAGAUUUCUUCAAACCCAGUUUUCAUUCCCUUAUCCAAGCUCAGGUGACAUACUACACAGAAAUGUCUCGUGUUUUUGGAGAUCUUGCCCAGCAGGUGGAUAAGGACCAGUUAACAGACUCCGAAAAAGAGCGAGAGAAUGAGGCCAAGCUAGCGGAGCUGCGUGCACUCUCUAUAGUUGCAGAUGACUGAGUUGUGAUACCUAAUUUGACCCAACCCAGCCCAUCUCUAAAGCAACGCUAAAAAAAUAUGCACUACAUUUUUUUUUAUACCACCGUAACAUCAUGCUGAGAACUAACUGUGAUUAAUUCCUCAUAUAAAGGGUUGGGAUCAUGUUGGGAUCAUCAGCUAUGAAGGACUUGGGUCACACUUCUUUUUUUGUUUUGAGAAAGCAGAAGACUCCAUAGGUUAAAGAUCUUAUUAUAUAGUCAACGUAAACAAAUGCCUAUGUGUUUGCACAUGAUCUUAUUUAUGAUGGACAGCUAAAGGUAACCCAGUUUAGUGGGGGGGAUACAUAACUCCUAAAGUGCCUUUAAAGCAUUGAUAUAAAGCUGAACCUAAAUGUUAGUGUUCAGUUUCUUUAUUCAAUAGGAGAGAGUCUUGAGAUAUAUCUUGACCUGAUUAGUUAUACAAAAUAAGUGUAAGGACAAAUAAAAUCUGCACUCUAUGGAGUUUCUGGGACCAAAUUCCGUUCCUCACGCCAUGAAUAGACCAGGAUUUUCCCCCAUAAACAUCAAUAAAAAAUGUUUUACUUUUUUUGGGGAAGUCUAGAGAUUGUUGAUUUUGUUUGUCCUUGGAUUAUACUUUCUCCAGCACCCUAGUUCCAUAUUUGGAAGGGGAGAUUGGAGAUCCUUCUAACUGUUUUAAAGACAUAUAGUUUAAUAAAAUGUAAACAGGGGUCGACAAAAAUUUAGGAGCCAGUAACAAUAUUUAAAAGACAAAAAGUUUGGAGCCGGGGGUAAAAUUCUAGUAGUCAAUGGCUUCCUGGCUCCUGGGUUUGUCGAUCCCUAGUGUCAUUAUAUGUUAAUAGUAAUCAAAGACAGCUGUUAAAGUUUUCAUACAGAUCUUACAUCUCAGAUAUUCUUAAAUCCAAAUGAAUAUGGUCAGCAGUACAUUUUUAUGAGUAAUUGUUUCUGUCACCUUUCAUCAGUUUUGGAUAAUAUCAGUUUCCCUCUCAGUAAGUUGAACUUUAUCUAUAAAGAGAAUGAAUGGUGUACUUCUUGUUAAUGUAAAAAAAUAAUCGGGGUCAGUAAUUGGUUAUUAAUUUACACGCUCUGUCUGUUAAUGUUUUUAAAAAUAUAUUGUGUUUAGUUUUAUAUUUCUCUUUUCAGGAUAUGGAUUUACUUUUAAUUUUUGUUAAAUACUACUAGGAAAAGUAUAGCCCAACAUAAUGUAAGGGUACAGCUCAUGUCCUCUAGGGUCUACACAGACCAAACCUUCAGGAUUGCAGUUUAAUUAAACCAACUAUAUUAUUAUCAUAGAGAUCCUGAAGUUCUAGUUUUGGGGGGGCUCAAGAAAUGAUGUUGGGUUAUCUCAGGUACAUGACUCCUACUAGUGGACGGCGUAUUACUAGAUACAAAUGGAUCUCACUCUUCAGUAAUUGUCAAUGGCAUCUCAUCAUAUGGCUAUGUGCUAAGUAAUAGUUGAAAAAUUUAAUUUAUUCUCAUCUAUGCAUGUAGUAAAGCCACUGAACUGUAUUGUAUAUAUUAUACACUACCUCGACUCCCUAAGCUAUUACCAGAAGAAUCACUUGCCCAGCAUCCGUCCAGUGAUACAAACACUCCUACCUUCUCAUUUAUUUGCUUACGAAUAUUAGCGAUAUUAUAAACACUGUUGCCCUCAUGUGGUAAAAUCAAUCUGUACAGAUAACCAUAUUUUUCAUUCUUUUUUUAUUUUUCUGUUCCCUUCAUUUUUAUUUUUAUUUUUUCGGUAUCACCUUUCUUUUAUUGUCUCAGAGCCCAAAUGUAUGUUAGGUGUCUUCUGACUUGCAAUGCUUGUUCUCAUUUUCAUAUGGUGCUCCUUUUCUCUCUCAUUUUUUUUUUUUGUAUUUAGCUCUGUUUUUUUCCAUUCUUUAUUUCUUCACCCCUCAGGUUUUUUUUUUUUUGUUUUGGUUUUUUUUUUGUUAUAUUUUCCAUUUGUGGUGCUUUAUUUGUAUCUUACGGUCUUAAUUCUAUUACUUUAUUGUUUUGUUUUAUUUCUGCAUUUUCGUUCUUUUCAAUCAUAUCUACUAUAGUGCAUAUUUAAACUCAUGAUGUCAUAAACUACAUUAGAUUUCUAUGUAAUUAGUCUAUUUACAAAAAUGUCCUCUAUUUUAUUACUUCCUUUCCAAGUCUUGUGAGAGACUAAAAGCUGCUAUUUUAAUAAAAUACUUAAACAUC